Molecule: messenger RNA, 29055 nt
Organism: Gallus gallus (chicken)
Lineage: Eukaryota; Metazoa; Chordata; Aves; Galliformes; Phasianidae
Gene: ADGRL2
Product: adhesion G protein-coupled receptor L2
Exons: 25
Coding region: 23281-27729 (1482 amino acids)
Biological process (GO): brain development; adenylate cyclase-activating G protein-coupled receptor signaling pathway; cell surface receptor signaling pathway
Cellular component (GO): neuron projection; membrane
Molecular function (GO): carbohydrate binding; G protein-coupled receptor activity
Source: RefSeq, a predicted model, not a curated record
GAGGGGAGAGGAAGGUAGCCCUGAGCAAGUGCUCUGAGCAGCCCUGGGGGGGGACUCCAUCUUUAACAAAACAACAGAGGAAAUGUAGCUUCAAGUAACUCUCUGAAGCAAGUUAGCUGGGGAUAGAGGAGGAGCUUGAAAACCUUCCAAAUGAACCAGUGUAGUGCAAGAUGUAGGAAGGAUUUUCUUGGGAAGCAAGCUCUAGAAUUUUGCAUUCCUAUCUUACUUUUUUUUUUUCUUACCUAAUCCCAAUUUUGUAAUCAAUUUAUGCCGUUCACUUUGCUGAAAUUUCUGUCUCCAUAGUAUAUGCAGGGAGAAUCUAGGAUGUCUGAGAGGCACUGAGUUGCUGGAGUGGAGUCAGUGGGGCAGUUGGUGCUGUGAGGUGUUAGGCAGAAGGACGGUGCUCCCCUGGCUGAUGUCUUGCAGACAGUGAGAUGUCCCUCUUCUGUGAGAGGCUGAGCAGUAAGGAGGGAGAAAGAAAGUACUUUUCAUGUAGGGAAGUGCUGCAACCUUUCUGUCCAAAUAAUUGUGCCCAAGAGAUCUUCGCUAUGAGUAAUACGCAUCUCCUUGAUGGGCCAUUAAAACGAUGAAAACUAAAUAGUACUUUUCUAGUUAAUUUUUGUGAGGUUGAGAAUAUUUUUAAGGUGUCUAAAGGAGGAAAGCAUGUAGUCACCCACCCUGGGUUUCUCCACAGUGAUGUCAAUGAGUGGGGUCAAUGCAAAGUAAAUAAAUAAUAAAAAAGAAGCCGGUAGCAGCCCAAACAAAAAAUAUUUAGCAUGUAAACACGUUAUACUUGUAUACUACUGCUACUUAAAACUGAUUAGCACGAGCGAAAUCUUUGCCUGUAAUCUGUUCUCUACAUGUAGCUAGUCAGAAUUGUUGAUGCUAUAAGGAGGUAGAAAUGAUAACAUGUAUGCUGCAUCUCUCUGAACAACUAUUAGGUUGUUAGCCAUAAUAAUCUCAUGAGAGAUCUGAACCCUCUCAACUCUUUAUCAUUUUAAGGAGUUUCAUUUUCCUUCUAAUUUCCCCUACAGCUGUUGUUCUCUAUUUCUGCUGUGUCCAAAAAAAAAAAAAAAAAAAAAAAAAAAGAAAGAAAAUUAGAACUCACUUCUUGUUAAUCCCUUUCUUUCACAGUGUUUCCCUUUGGGGCAAUUCUUAAUCUUCCACAAGUAUCAAGGCAUUCAAGUCAAUGUUAGUUUAGUGGUCAGUCAGGAUAAGAGAGCAUUCUUUAGCUCAUGUUCUCCUAUCUUUUUUUUCCCCCUUUCAUUCAGUAGGAUUGCAGAUUUCCAGAAAGGUUUAGGAGUUGAGACUGCAUAUUAGUUCAGCUGCUAGUCUCUCCCUCCCACCAUCCUCCUCUAUUUUCUUGUCAAUUGAAACAGCACUUUCCAGAUUUUCUUAAUGAAAUUCAGUUUGCCUUAUUCAGACUAAAGUGAGUAGUAGAGGGAUGGAUUAAUUUAACCUAGAAACUUGAUCUGUGAGUUAUCUGAGAUCUGUCAGCCUAGGUGCUUGUUGAGACUUGGAUCUGAGUCACGGGAAUGAAAAAUUUUUUGCCAGAAAUUUUAACUGCAGUCUUAGGCAUAGCUAGCAUUGUUGAAAUAUGGAAGAAUUAAGUUGUCUCAUUACUGUUCACUUUGCAGAGGUGAGAAGUGUCAGAACCUUCCCACAAUAAGUAUUUCAGAUUAGAUAUUCUCCUAUUACUUGAUCUCUUCCGCAAGUGGUGGUUAUUUUUUUCUUUUCCUUGCCUGUUUAAGACUCCCAUUGAAAUACAGAAGAAGCCAUGCUGUGCAGCUGGGGACAGUGCUUGGCCCUUUGGAAGUAUUUUGCUGCAGGGACUCUGCUGCUGUGGUACAAGUCGUGUAAUUUGAAAUACCUACUCUGCAUUUUAAACUAUAAGAGAUGUGAUGAAAAAUUAGAGACAUGACUGUGAAGUCUUUUUCAUAUGCAUGGGAAGUAAGUUUCUCUUGUUAAUGUUGUUAAUGUAGUUAGUAAGAAGAGAAUCUGGAUGAAACAAAGAUAGGUAGCAGUAAAACUCAAAAUGAUGUCAAGAUACUAAACAAAAUGGUUACUGAGGUAUAUCAUAGUUUUGAACUUUAUUUUUAUUUUGACAUAAUUAUAUACGCAUUACCAGCAUUUCAUAAAACAAGACAUGCUAUUUGUACAGGAAGCUGAAAGCUAGGCUCUCCAAUUAUUCUGACUUUAGCAAUAUGAAUUACACACAUAAGCAGAGUCUUUAAUGUAAAAUGACUACAGCACUGGCGUCAUCUUUCAUCUCCUUUCCCUUCCCUGUCUCGUACUUAUCUUUAAUUUUGAAAAGGUCGUAUCUGUUAGUGUAAAUGGUCUCAUGCACUGGUACCAACUGUAAUGGAAGGGAAAGUCAAAGGAAUCUCUAUUGCAGGGAAUUACCAAUGUUUAUUGUUUUGUCUGUAUUUCAAUUAUUAUUCAUUCAAUAAAUCCUUCUACUGCUACAGAAAACCGAGAUACUCAUUUGCUAUUACAAUAAGCCAGCAUGACCACUUUAAAAAGUAGUCCUGCUUUACUCUCUCAUCCAUGAUACCUGUUUCCAACUUUAUUUUACCUGUUGCUACAGAAAUGUGGUCUGAACCCUAACCAUUUCUACAGCGUGGUUGAUCCAUUUGCUCAGUAAAAAAAAAAAAAUAAUGCAAGAAAUCAAAACACCCAACCACUUAGCCUAAACAAGGGAGGUGCAGCAAAGAUGAAAGAUGAAGUGUCCUUUUUAAAUUUUUUUUUUAUUUUUUUGGGUGACAGUGCUCAUUCAUGCCAUUUGAAGUUAUGGCCUUGGUCUUUUUAAACUUAGUUUGUACUUGGAGAAUUGAAUUUUCCCAGUGCAGCAGGAUAUGAAAAGACAAAUUGAAGGAUAGAACCCACGAUAUUUUUACUCCCACUUUUGGGAGGAAAUGAGAGGUUUUUAUGACCCUUUUUAUUUAACGAGAAAAAUAGAACCCAGGUUGGAUUUGAUUUUACAAGUAUUCCCCUGCUUAUAGUUUUGAGGUAUUAUCAGUUUUUAUAGGUGGAUUUAAUUUCCAUGGAGUAAAAUUGGUGCUAAUUUCAACAUGUGGCAUGCUACUGUAAUGUUAUUUCUUUUGCUGUCCUACAGUUUCUCUUUCUGUUUCUUGAUAACUUUUAUUGUAAACCCACAGAACAGCUGGCAUAAUGCACAGAUUAAAAUUACACUUUUACAAGAAUGAUAAAGUGUUAAACUAUGCUUACUCUGACACUUUGGGCAGCUGGGUUUUAAUUAUUUGACUGAAGUUGUUAAUUCAGCUCAAUAAAAGCCAUAUCCGCAUGAUAGAUGUAGAUGUCAAAAUGCCACAAAGGCUUCCACGUCUUUGAUUAGAGGUGUUACUAUGAUGUUAAACCCAGAUUACAAGAGCAUCUUAAAUUCUAUUGAUUCUGUCAUCCUUCUUUCUAAUGUGCUGUUCAAAAUCAAUAUUAAAGAAAAGGGAAAAAAGGCUUAGAAUGACACUGUAUUCCCCCCCAGACCUGCUGGUUUCUCUGUAUGUUACCAAGAGACAGAACCCAUGUCUUUUAGUCAAGGAAGGACUCGAUGAAACAGGGAUUUAGUCUGACUUGGCUGUCGUGCUUUAAGUUUCAUUUUGUUAUACAUGCUUCACCCAUCUUGGGACGUUGUAUCAGAGCAUGUGCUUGGGGGAUGCAGCUGUCAAGCAUUAUUCCAGAUAAAAAAGAGCCCAAGCUACAUCCUAUCAGAGAAACUGUCCAGAAAAUCAGAUACAGCUUCUUUCAGGGUUAGCUUGACUUUUGCUUACAUGUGGCACAAAAGAGCUUGCAGAAAGGAAGCGCAGCACUUGGCACAUUUUGACUAGUUGCAAAUUCAUGAAUACUCUGUAUUCUCUCUUUGUUUAAGGCUUAGUCCUUAUGACCGCGAGCACUCUGUUAUUCCUUUCCCCUUUCCAUUACCCUGCUCUUCUCUCGGGGAGAUAACAACGGUAAUUCUGCUAUGCAAAUGAUGCAAUUCUUAAAGCCAGUGUUCUUUUAAAAAACAAAACAUUAGUGUUUUAGGAGUAGGAGAAAGACUGUUAGUGUUUAUGGGAGUAAUCCUGCAGAAGACUGGAGAUACAGAGUAUUUGGAUCUUUUCCUUUGUUUCUUCCAGUAUGUUUUGUUUGAACCUUAAGAGCAUAACCUUCUGAAAGUAACUGUUGAAGUUGCAACUUAUAAAUAUAUGGAUCAACGUUUAGAAUUAGAAGGUGGAAGUACAGGAAGAAAGCUUAAUUUCUAUUGCAUGGAGCAGAACGGUAUUUUUUUUUUUAACAUAGAUGGUUGUAAUCCUAAAGUGCACUAAGACACGGGAGAAUAAAACUUGGAACAAAGUCUUACUCAGUUCACACCAUCCUGCUUGAAAGUGAAGCUUUGACUACCAGAUUUUUUUUCCUAAAAACAAAUAUUAAAAAUAAGCAUGCUGAACUUCAUAAAAUUUAUUUUAUGUUGGAAAUCCGUGGAAACUGUAAAUAUAGUGCCUUUCUGGUAUCUUUACCUGGGUAACUUUAUGGCAGUAAUAUUGUGCAACGUAAAACAUUAUUGUCCUUGGCUGUGCUCUCAGGACUGUAUCAUUGCCUGAUCUGGUGGUUGGGUAACCCUGCUCAUGGCAGAGGGGAUGGAGCUAGAUGAUCUUUAAGGUCUGCUCCAACCUAAGUGGUUCAGUGAUUACGCGCUGUGAUUUGGCCUUUAUCAUAUUUCAAAUUUUAAGCCUGAAAUGGAUGGCUUAAAUAAGAAUUAAGACAAAAUGACUUUUUUUUUCGUAUAAGUGGUUGCAGGGAAUAGUCUGAAAAUACCAUCUUGUAAUCAUGAAUUAGAAUGAGUUAUGCCAUGUAGCUGUAGAGGCCAUUUAGUAUUUCAGAAACACAGCAGGGGACCGUUUUUAAAAGACAUAAUUAAAAACAACGGAUGAUAUAGGCUGUUAUGGAUCUUAGGUCCCAGGCUUCCAGAAUAAUUUAAGUUUCUCUAAAGUACCUCUUGCUGUUGUUGCCUAUUAGCAUUGGUGUGAUAUUUCCCUUCAGUCAGUAUAUUCAGAUAGCGGUAGUUCAAUAGGUCACGUCUGUGUUGGCUGCUUUUGUAACAUUUUGGUCAAAUAUUUUUUCAUAGGUUAUGUAAUUAACCAUUUGAGAGAAUAUCUGAAUAACAUACAGGAGUUUUUCUGUUGUAAAAUCCUUACCUUAAUGAGUACAAAGUCCAUCCGCUACCACGUUUGUGAAAUUGUCUGUACUGUUAAAAACAAAUGAAAAGGUUGUUCGAAUGACUACUGGUUAGUUUUUCUUAACUAGCUACUGAUUUUUACAAGAACUGUGCACAGCCAGCCCUCAGCUGUUUAGUUGCAGAGCACCAUGCUUUAAAAUAAUUCUGCAGAGCUACACAGGGAUAUAUCUUAAAUUUCACUGUAAUAUCAGCAGUUUGUGCUAGAGACUGUGCUAUCUGAAAGGAAAUUUCUUGCCACUAAAAGUGAAGAUUCAUGUACGUUUUUCAAAAAGAGAGAAUGUAAAAAGGCACAUAACAUCUUCAAUACCGUAACAAUAUUCCUAACGAAUGUUUAAUGGGUUUUGAAUUGAAACCUUAUUCUUUCCCUGUUGCAGUGUUGAUCUGUAAUCAUUAUAUACACAACCCUCUAAAUUCCAGUGACAUAUUCACUGCUGUAGAUGUGGGUCAGUAAUGCUGUGACACCGACCAUUGGCAUCUUUAAACAGGAUAUUGUCUAAUACAGUUUAUAGCUUCAUUCCCUUUACCAUUAAAUAAAUAAAGCAUUCAGUGUGUGCAUCAGUGCCAUCAAGCAUGAAUACCCUGGUGGACUGGGAAUUAAAUGCCAAGUGAGGGUCAGAUGCAACAAAGGCUGAAUAACACUCAGCAAAUGUAUACAUAUUAGGUAAGGAACAGUGCCCCUGAUGCAGAAGAAAUUGAAUAAGUACCUUGCAACAUCUAGAUGGAGCAUAAAGACUUCUUUUGUUUGCCUGAGCUGCCAUCAUUGACCCAGGCGGAAUAUUCCAAUAUUGAAUGAACUGAACAAUAGUUUAUUACAGGUAAAAGGAAAUCUUUGGAUUCCAAAUUCUGCUGGGAUAUUACACAGAUAGGCUUGAUUAUUGUACACUCCGUAGCCCCUUAGGCCAUAUUGACUGGCAAAAUAUAUUGUGCAAUAUGCUCUCUUAGCUGUCUAAAAAUAUCAUACUUCUGUUAGAUUUUCUUUGUCUUAAAAAUGCACAUAACUCUGUAUUCUUACAGGAAAGAAAUAAUUGUUGCUCUGCUUAUUGUGCUAGUUUCAGUGCUUCUAAUUGUUAAAUUCUGUCUCUGUGAAAUACUCUGCUUUUUCCAAUUUUGAAAUGAAUAUCAAAUUGACAUUAUUGCAUUCUGGUUGACCAGCUUGAAGUUACUGCUGAAGCAGCUUUUGUUCAUCUAAUUUAAACAGUUUUUCUAAAUAUAUCAAUUAUGUUUUAUGUUCUAAUAUAAAUGUAAAACACUGUGUCUAGCAAAAGUUCCCAGAGGCUGAAUAAUGAUGUUUCUUUCUUGGGUUAUAUUUGAACAAUUCCCAUAAAGAGACACGUUUUUGUAAAUACUUAAAUUGGUUAUUCUCCAUGAUUGUAGUUUGGUUUGUUUCAUAUUACUCUGUAGUGUACAAAUAUCCUAGAAAUAUUAGUUUUCUUAUUAAGAUGUAACAGGAAUGAGUGCUUGAAGGAGUCACCUUGUUAGCCUAGAGUAUGAAUAAUGAGCUUUUUGGCCAAUCUAAUACAGGUCAUUUUAUUUUAGUGUUAAAGUAUCUUAUGUAAGCAACUGAAAUGAAAUGGUAAAAACUGUAUUAUGAAACCUUUCUUAAAAGAGAUGGGCAAAAAAUAGUUCAAAAAAUAGUUCAUUUCCUGGUAAGCUGAAUCAAGGGAUAAUUACUGUUUCGAAUGAGUAGUAACCCAGGAUGCUGGAAUAGUGAUAACUUUCUGCUUUCCCAUAAAACCAUUUUCUUCAGUCUUCAUGUAGAAAAAUUGAGUUGGUUAUAACUCUGUCAGUGGGAUGGAAGAAUAAUUGCCAGUAGUUAAAAUGGAAAAGCAUGGUUAUGACUGAGUUUGCCACUCACUUGCUUUAAUGUGUUCUAAACAAAGAAACUCAGCAGCCAAAAAAGUCAGUGAAUUGUCCAAAUUGUUGGGAAUUUAAUCAUGAUAAUUAAAUGAAAAUUGUUUUGGAAAUAAAAAUGGAGAGGAAAAAAAAAAAUCAAUAAUGCAUCAAACUGUCAUAAGAGGGUGUUCAGUUUCUUGCAUAGUUUUAGUAAUUUAUCUCCUGAACUAAACUGGUGGAUGUGCUGAUAUAUGAUUCUACACACUUACCAAAUUUUGUAAUUUAAUCCACACUGUAACUCAAUAGCCUUCUGCCUAAGAUGCUGUAAUCUCUUUAGGAUGUGCUUAUCCAUGAAAGUAGACCCUACCAGCCUCUGUAAGACUAUAUGUGAGCACAGAAUUUAGAAUCAAUUUAAGUCGUCCCAUACCCUUUUUGUUAGAUAUUUUUAAUAGAUUUGAUUUUUGUAUUGUUUUUGUUUUCUUCCCUGAAUAGAUAAAUAAACAGAAAUGAAAUUAAUCUAAAGUGAACCAAUUAAAACAUCAUGAUAGUUGUUUCCUGCAGGCGAGAGAUCCUCUUUAGAUGAAAACAGGUUUAAUUGCUGUAACUUCACUAGUCAUGAAUUCAGUGCAAGUUUUCUCUUCCAAAGUUGUUUUUUUGUUUUGUUUUUGUUUAAUGACUGUGAAUGUCCUGUUUUUGUGAGACAUUGAAAAUUACAUAUUAAACUCUGGAAUCGACGCAUCUUCAUUAUCUGCACUGAUUUCUACAUCUAUGUAUGUGUUCUGCGCUAACAGAAAUAUGAACAGAUAUAAUGCUGGGUACUUUCAAGGCUUUUCUGUAAUCUUCUAGACGUCUUUAUUUGUAAAUGGAUGGCUGCAUGAAAAAGGUUAAGAUGUUGUCUUUUCAUUAAUUGAUAGAGCAGUGUCUUCAGCAAACACUACAGUAUGUUUGCAUCUGAUCAUAAGGAAAAUGUUUCGUGUCUAUCACUCACAGCAGUUUUAAAAGUGUAAAAGGUGUAUAAAAUAGGGUAUUUAUGUGGUAGUAAUGAGAGGUAGACGAUGUUUCAAAUUUUAAAAAACCAUAGACUUCUUUGUGACUGGGGCUGUUCACAGUUAAACAAGGGUCUUGACAUGUACAGGUAUGGGAAGGAAAAAAGUUCAAGUCCUCUAUGUUCUCCCAUUAUUAUAUUACCUUUUUAAGGAUAAGCAAAGAAUUAUCACUUGGCUGGAAGUAAAUGGAGACCGUUGUGGAAGAGGUAAUGUAGAUGUGGGAAAACAACAUCAAGGUGAGCUUGUAGAUAUGUCCUCCAAGCUCACGAGAAUCUAGCACCUCACAUGGAUGGGCUCAAAUUUUUUUUUAAUGUGCAGUGGAACUCUGAAGAGAGACUGUAAAAUAGAUCUUUAGGCUCAACAUUUGUAGGUCAAGAACACUGAAAUAUGUUCUACCUCCAGUUAAGCAUUUUCCUCUUAAAUGCUUAUCUCUUCAGGCCAUUCCAUGUGUAAAAGAAGUUGCCAUUUGGGGGGCAUUUCUGUAGCAGUAAUGACUAUAAAUAAAAAACUAAUUUGUGGAGAUUCUCAAUACCAUAGAAUUUGACCCUAUUAGAUUUCUCAGAACACUUCAUCUAUCCACAUCAAUUUCUACCUGAAGUUGUUAAUUUGUAAAAUUAUAAUUAAGGUUUUGUUAAUUAAUUUUUUUAUAAGUUUUAAUAAGUGUAUUGUACCACUAUAAUGAACGUGCUCAAUUUGUGCUUGUAUAGCACAAUUUCUUCUUAGGUAUCCUAUAAUCUCUGCUUCAUUAUCCAAACAAGAUUUCAACUUCCCUUUCAAGUACAUCCUCAUGAUUAAUUGGGCUAUUAACUAGAAGGUAUCUCACGCAACUAAAAGGGUAAUGUCGCACUGAUGAUUUGGGAUAUGUGCGUGUGUUAUCCAGAGACCAAAAGAGGCACCCCUAGGGUUCUGUCUAUGGCAGACUUGAGAUACCUUGCUUAUACUUUACUAAGCAAUUGAAACGAGUAAACUAGUAAUGCAUCAUUCUAAGUAGUAGAUUAUAGGUACUAGAAAAUGAAACAGGAUUUUACAAAACAACUGUGUUAACUUGUAGAUUUUUGCUGUAGGCCUGGACUGGAUUCAGUAGGUGAGACAGUGCUGUUGUACAUGCAUGUAUCAGAUGCACAUUGCCUGGUGGAUUUGGUUUUGAGAACUGGUUAGAAGGAGCUGCUUUUUGUCUUCACUGCUUAAAAAUAUUAUUUAUUGCUAACAAAGCACUUUUUAUGUAUUCGUCUUGUUUUGCCUGCCUCCAUCUUUGCCUUCUCUAGCUGUGUUGAAGAAGACAGUUGCUAGUGAGCUACUUCCCCCUGUAGGUACUUACGCAUCAAAUCACCUUGUAACCUCCAGCUGAAUUGAUUUUGUACCCCAUGUAUGGGGUACAAAUGGAUAUUCAUAGAUUCUGAGCCAUUUCUGUAAUUUUGUAGUAGACAUUUCACCUCAGAAGAGCUACAGCCUUUACAUGCAGAGCCCUCCAGCAGCUCCCCUAGGUUUAGCACAAACAGGCCUCUGUGCCAGGGUGCUGCUUUUUAAGUUCAAACGAGGUUAGUGAUGUACAUGAAGGCCAGAGCAUCAGUGUACUAUCGAUAGACCACCUGCUGUUGACAUGCACUAAGAAAGAUGGAAGGAUGUAAAUGAGUUUUAGAGAUUUGCCUGCCUUUGAAUACAAAUGAGGCUAAAACCCUCCUGUCCUGCACUCCAGCAGUCAACUACCAGAAUGUUUUCAGUGUGCUUUAGUGGAAAGUGAGUGUUGUCAUCACAAAUUAUCAUUAGACUUCACUGUUGUUGACUACUUGUUAGCAAUUGAUAAUUUGAGUGUAAUACAGUUAGAAUAUUUCAGGUAUGUCACAAACUGUGUUCUUUGUAACUGCUUUUUGACAAUGACAAGCUCCUUCCACCCGAAACUUGGAAAGGCUUGUCUCGGCAGAGAUAACUAUGGAAGCAUUUGUGGUGGAAAGUCAGAUUUCAAGCUGGAUUGUCUGAAAGAGGGUAGAGACUAGAAAACUGCCUAUCCUGAUGUUGUAAAUGUUCUUCCAGGGGAAGAUGUGUAAAUUUACCUGACAGUAGUCUGCUUUUUUGUUGUGAACACCACUAGCCUUAGAAAUUAAAAUAAAGAUUGUAGAAAUGUCAGUAACUUUCUUUUAAUGUGGAUGCCUUUGUGAUUAAUACAUUAUUUCUUCCAGUGGCUUAACAAAAAAGUAGGAAACAAACAAUUAAGAGCAGGAAGAGCUGAGCUACUUUUUGGGGUGACGAGAUAAAAAUCUGAACAAUUGGGACUGUCCCCUUGGAAUAGCACAGUUGGCUGCUGUGGAAGUUUUUUGGACUGAUUUCCAUUCAUUGUUUUCAGUGAGCCUCCUUCAAGAGUCUGAAAGACAUUUUUUAAAGGCAGAACCUCUUCUUUCUUCACUUGUGAAUUUUGAAAGCCCUCUGCACUAAUUCAUCUGUGAUUGAAAACUGCCACUAGCUGUCUCCUCCCAUAGUACCAGCCAUCCCUUUGAAUGUUGGCCACCUAUUCCUUGCUUAUGCGUGGCUUCAAAAGCACAAAGAAGCAGGUUGUCCUAAAUGACAGCUUUCACUGUCAAGAUCACAGGUCAAAAUGGAAGACGAAUGCUUCAGGAUGAUCCGAUAGAACAAGAUAGUAUCCGAAUGCCUUCGAAUACUGAUUUUACAGUUGAAUUCAACACUGUAAAACUUACAAGUCAAAGAAAUGUCUCCCAGUCCUUAAAUAGGCAGCUAUCAUAGAAGUAAUUUGCUUAUGAGACACUUUUCUUUCUGGAAGACCAGCCUGUCUCAGUACCCAUCAAAAAUAAAUCAAUUUCCUGUGGAAACUGGCAUAAAUCUUUCAGAUUGUUUCUUAGCAUUUCUGCAGCAUUUGUCAGAGUUGAUGUUAGCUAUGUAGCUUUCUAUUGUCUCAUAAUGAAUUGUAGCAGUAGAUGAAGAAAACAAUAUUAAUCUGUUUUUGUUAAUCCUAUUUUGUAAUUAAAUACAUCUUUUAUAUGAAUUCUGUUAAGAUUUGAAUGAAAGGGGAUUUAUGAAAACAUGACUUGCUUUUUAUAAGAUAGUUUUAGGAUUAUGAAAUCAACACGGAAAAAGAAAAGUUUGACUUGCUCACAGAGCAAAAGAUUUUCUUUGUUAUUCUUGCUUUGCUGGUGCUAUGGAAAAAAAAAAAUAAGAGCGUUCAAGCUGGGUUUGCCUGUGGUUUAACUCUAAUUCUAUAGGCUGCACACUCUUUCUCCCCAAAAUCCCCACAGCAAGUGACCUUGUCAAACAAAAGUGUGGAAUAAUGGGAGGCAGCCCAGGGACUGUGGCUCAUUUACAAGCAGCUGUUUGCUACUGUCAGAACAAAGGCAAAUCAAAGUUGCAUUAACGGGGUAUGACAGGCACAGUGAGCAGCUCCCCAACAAUGUUCAUCCUCUUGUGUUGUUCUGGUUAUAAUACUGGUUUGCCUGAAGGAGAAAAUGGUCAUAAGGUCAAGUCAGAUGUGGAUGUUUUCAAAAGCCUUUCAAAAUUGCACACAUUUUUCAGCUGAUCAACUAUUGAUGUUUUAAACAAAAUUAGCAUAACAGCAAAUAAAUACAUAUUUAUGUGUAUGCCUGGCUUUUGGUAUGAGAAUUAGAACCACACAGAGAAUUAAUAAUUAUGUCUUCAAGGCAAGAUUAGUGUCAUCUGGCCUUCUCUGGAAGUCUGAGUCAUUCAGUCCAAGAACUAAAGCAACUGUACGUAAUGCUGCUUUUAAAUUCCUAGAUGGUAUUCAGGCAUGGUUGGAGGAUUGCUCUGUUCUCUUUUGUAGUUUACUACUUCACUAGAAUUUUUCUCUGCACCUUGCAAGACAGCACCAAAUUAUCUCAUACUUCUGUGAGGUAGUUACCCAUCUGACAUAUAUAGCUUUCCCCAAAGUUCCGUUAAAAGCGUAUUCUGAAUUCUGAGAAAGUCAUGACUUAAGGUCUACUGUUUGCUUAGGUUAAGCUUGAUAAUGUGUGUUGACUUGGAAGACCCAGAAGCACUGAAAGUCAAAGAGAUUCCUUACAAAGCAGUGGAAAUACUUAGCCAAAAAGGGCCAGUUGUGACUUCAUGUAGCAUGCAGUAGGAUUGUUUUGAGCUGUGUGAAUGAGACUUGUAUAACUUGAGUCUGUACUGCUCGACACCAGUCUGUCAUCUGAAAUUGCUCUGAAUCAGUGAGGCUUGGUGAGAGCAUGUCUGAAAAUGGCUUGGAAGUAACGGAAAUUCAGGCAGAAAGGGCAGGAGAAUUGCUGGACAUGAGCUUUAUAACAAGGCGCACAAUAGGCAGCACAUUUCACACUGUAUAUUGUAUCUCGUGUAGCAUGGUAAAGGCUGAAUGCAGAGUGACUUUAACAGUCCCUGAAGUGCAGUAUUUCCCAAGAAAUGCACAGUUUGAAGUGCCAAACUUCCAUUAUGAAAUUUAUAAAUAAAAAUAAAGAAAGCAGUAAGACUUAUUUAUUGGGUAAAUUGAUACAGUUACUACAUCAUUAAUAGUUGUCAAAAAGAUCUAUUUUUUUCCAAAAAAAAAAAAAAAAAAAAAAAACUGAGAAAGCCUUUUAUGUUUAGCAAGUAUUUUACUACUAUCAUAAAUUCCUGAAUUACUGGAUUACUUUUAGAUAGGGAGAGGGAGACCAAGAAGAGCAAGAAGGAAAAAUGCUUUUACAUUGAAAUAUCCUGCAGAUUUAAGACAGCAGUGGAGUACGUUUUGAUAAUGGUAUUUGACAUCUGCUGUAUUUCCCAAUUCAACAUAUGAUAAAGUUCUUCUAGAAUUUAAUAAUUUGAAGUCCAAUUACUUUGUGUUUCAACAAUUUUCGUUAGGUAUGAUGGGAAUAUACUGUUACAAAUAACGCUGAUAAAGGGCCAUUAAGGUGUGACCAAUAUAUCUUCUAACCUUUAGAGAUAGCAUACUCUUAUUUGAUACCUUUUAGGGUAAAACUUUCAAAAGUGCAGUGGUUUGCAUGCAUACAAAGUUGUACUGACAACAUCUUCUAAAGUGCUAACAUGAAUGUGAAUUUAAUUUAAUUUAUUCUCACAAACUUGCAGUUCUAGCUGUAUGUGUUAUAGUAUCAUGUACAGGUGCCAGCCAAGAUUACAGCUCCAUUGAGCUCUACUCAUCCAAAAAGUUCUAUAUUUAUCAGCCUGGAGGGCUUGUCGAGUUUCCUCUUCUGCUGCCGUUAUCAACUGUUUUGAAAUAUUCAAAACCUUAAGUGAUAUUGAAAACUUACCCAGUGUUCAAAGCACAUUGUAUAUUUUGAGGUGAGAAAUAGAGCUGUACUUGUAGAAGUGUUCUGGCAUUUAACUUAAUGCUGAAAAUAGAAGAACAUAGUUUUUAUAAGAGAUUUGGUAAUAUUUUGUUCUUUAAAAUGUUCAGAUUUCUUGUGCUGCUCUGGAUGUCACAAAAUGGCAGCAGUUUUGUAUCAUCUUUGGUCAGUAUAUUCAGCAGUAAUUAAAGAAAUAGAGAUUUUAUUUUGUUGUGAAUCAGUCUGUUAAACUCACAUGAUAAUUUCCUAAAUUCCUUUCAGUAAUGGUCCUAUUCUUGAUGGGAAAGGAGGACAUUUUGUGCAUUACUUUGCUUGAAUGGUACUAACAGACUAGCAGAUGGUCACUUUCCAACUGGUUUGCCUUGAAAAAAGAAAUUAAAAUAUUAUAGUGCCAGGGAGAGAUGUUGUAAUGUGUCCCUUUCAAAUUAACAGGUCGUUUUUUCUACUAUUUUAUGAUUGUAAAAUAGCUCAAUGUCACAUAAAAGGUUAAAAGCUGAAGUAAAUGGCAUCAUGGGAAAUUUGAAAUAAAUAGGGACUCAUAUGGUUUAUGGCUCUAUACUUGAACACACAAGGAAUAUAUUUCUUUCCUUUAAAAGGCACUCUGUAAGAGCUUGCCAUGUUAGUAUGAAUUGUGGUCACAAUAGAUUUUAUUUUGAGUAGUUUUAAUUCACAAGGUAACAUCUUUUGUUUACUAAAUUACACUUAGUAAAGGCUGGUUGUUCAAACUGUUUUCAAGCCUAAGAGAGAAUGAAGUACUUUCCGAAAAAAAUUUGAAGCUCUGGAUUCCAGUUCAUUGCAUCAUUUCGCUUGUGUCUUAACGGUUACUUUUCAUAGAGCACGGACCUUCAGAACUGAUUAAGUUUUAAACUCCAAACUGUCAGAUAUUUUAUAUUAGUGCCAAAUUUGUUUCUCAUGGUAAAACUGUCUCCGCUAUGAUGUUCUGUGAGCCCUUGUUCCAGCAACCCUGCUGAGCAAGACUUGGACAAAUUUUUUAGUUAGCGUAUGUCCCGAUGGCUUCUUUAUUGCUAUGCAGGUGAAGAGCAGGUUGAUGAGAAAGCCCUCAUAAAGCUUGUCAGUGCAAGAUAGCCAUGAUUUGCUCUGAUACACAAUCAGCUAGGAGUUGUUACAAGGUUAGUGCCUAUAGCGCUAAGAGGAGAUGUUUAAAACUGAACUGUGAAAACAGGAAAUGUCUGUGAUUUACAUAUGUAAAAUUGUUACAGUCAUAUCAUCAACAGAGGUAACCUUUAAAAUUAUCAGUCACGUGCAGCUACAGUGUUUGUAUUACAUUCAACAAAAAAUGCUACUGUUUUCUAUUUUGGAAUUUGUUUUCAGUCUUGUUCUGCGCUCACACAAAGUGGCUUAUGCAUUAGUUGCCUAUAUUGUUUCAAUAUCUCUCUAAUUUUUCUGUUUUGCUUCCUGACGUCCUUUGCUCAAUAUAGUUGGUAAUCUGUGAGGAAAUACAGAAUGCGUUGACUUUAUUUCUUAGCAGAAGACUGGCAGUUGUAACUGCAAACAUAGGCUAUUCAGAUAGGUGAUGAAGCCUGAAGAUGUAAUUUCACCAAAAGCUAGUUUAGACCAAUUAAAAUCAAUAACCAUUUCUCAUAACUCUAGCAGAAGGAAGCUGGGAUAUUUGUGUGGGAUGUUUUACAGAGACAUACUGAAGCAGCUUUUGAGCUCAGAACGGGUCAGACCCUGCAGCUGGACUAGCCCAACCCACUGGGCUCUGGUGGCUGGUGCUUGGUGUGGAGCUGCCUGCUGCAUGGCUCUUAGCUGUCUGGAAGUGCAGAUGAUAACUGGAAGUUUAGCUUGAACCUAAGCACAGAGGUAAGGACAAAAAGAUGAUGGAUAGAGCCUGUUCAAACAGAGGAUAUAAACGUUCCAAAGAAUUAACAAGUCAAAUUGACAUGCUGGAAGACAGUUUAGAGGAGAAGUACGAGGUUGCUUUGGCUUCCUACCAACAGAAGAGACUGAGGUAUUUAUUUCACAGUGGAUUAUGACAGAGCAGGGGCUGGGUGUUAUUGAACUCAUUCUCCAGCAUGUAGUGGCGCUGGGAAAGCCAGUCAGAUGACAUUAGGAGUGAUGUUCAAACUCUUGCGUAAAAGAGAGAGAGUGUCAUGGAGAUGUUUAGCCCUAAAAGUUGAAGAUCACUUAAAUGUUGGAAAUGACAUUAAAAUAAACAGGUUGCUGUCGUUGUGUUCAGGAAUCCAGACUAAUUUUUCAAAUAAGAAUAAAAUAGUGGUAAGAGUGUGCCAUAAUAAAUUAUCUGUAAAUCAGCUGAAGGCCUUUUUUUCUUCAGAUGGAUGCUGCAUGCAUAUUUGGUAAAUGAACAUGUUUAUGUCCAAGUGGCACAUUCAUUUCUUUUGCAUUAUCUUUCCUAAUGGAAACCUUUAUUUGUCUUUUUCAUGUUUUUUUUUUUUUUUUCUUAAGGUGAUUGAAUUUUAGAGGCAAAUGCAGUGAUACAGUCACUAAUAUGCGUUAUUGUAAUUGGCUGUAAUUAAUCCAUAAUUGCACCUUUUUAACAGGGAUGACAAUGACAAGGACAAGUUUUUAAAUGAUGUAGGAAUAAUUCUUCAUAUAUACGAUUUAGCUUUUUAUCUGGAAGAGGCAUUUGGACUAAAGAGUAUUUUGGGUGGAUAGGUGAAGGAAGGAGUCCAUUUUGGUCUGAAUUAUCCAAUGCUGCUGUGAUAUCAUGCACUGUUUUGUCAUAAAAAUCAAAGAUAACUUUGUCCAAGUUCACUUAGUUACCAAAAAACCUACCUUGUACUUCCAGGGUAAAGGAAUACGGGGAGGGAGUUUCAUUCAGUUUGGGAAGGGUUUGUUCUGCUUUGAGCCUGAUCUGGAACAACCACCUAAUACUUUUGUGUUUCAUAUUUACAGAUCUGUUGAACAAAAGUUUUUAUCAAUAUUCUUAUUUUAUUUUGGAAUACUUGAACAUUAUAGCAGAAAAACUGUGUUGCGCUAUGUUUUCUUCAUGUGCUUGAUUUAUGGAUUAGGAUUUAAGACCAGAUUUAUCCAUUAUUAAAAUAGCAAGGUAACAGUCAACAAGUUGUAGCAUUUCAAACAAGAAUCAGUCACAGAUCUUCCUUUAGAAGCCCUUUUGGUAGUGUUUAUCUCUCUAGUUCCUAAAGGGAGAUUUUCUUUUCUUUUUUUUUUUCCACUCAACAAUCUUUCCUAGUCUGGAUUUUCUAUAGCUUAAAGUCAGCUGGGAACAUAAUGUACUUGCCUGUCGUUCCUCCUAUUUCCUUACUUUGAAGAUACUUCCUUUAAAAUGUUUCAGGAUUUCUUGAGGGAUGAGAUAGGGACUCUAAUAUAGCAUUUUCCCUCUAUUGGCCUUCCUGGUGUUGAAGUACUGGGAACUGUGUAUGCUCCAAGUUUUGUGUGCGUCCAGCAGUGAUGUGCAGUUUCACCAAAAACAAAAGGAAAAAACAACUUUAGAUAUGUUUAUAAAAGGUAAUGAUCAUUGUGAGGGGGAAAAAAGACAGCAAUGCAGUCAGCUAACUAAAUGACUUGGCACUGAAUCAAUUUUAAUCUUUUCUGCUCUUUUUUUGUUGUUAUUGUUGUUGAAGCAUUCGUUUUGUUUUGAACUUCCUUUUCUCUACACAUCUCUCUUCUAUAGCCAUCUCACAUAUCCACAAGUAAAACAGGGAACAAUCUCUGAUGGGAGGGCAUGCUUGGGAAGUGGGAGCUCCAGGGCAACUGGAGGUUCCUGGGACUUGUGGCAAGCCGAGAUAACCAGGCUCAAGAUUUGAGCAACAGUAAAUUAGGAGUGCCCAUCUAGUAAACACAGCUGCAGAGACCUUUCAGUGCCACAAUCAAGCCAGUCAGUCCCAUUUGUAAUGUCAAAGGUGACGGAAGCAUGCUGGAGUCCUGCAGUUAGCUGCUGUGCAGGUUGGAGGAGUGGCGCCGAAUGGUGGGCGGCAUGGCGGCCUGUCCUGUCAGGCCUGUGCCGUGCUACGUGCAGGGCUGCCGGAGAGGAACAGACAAGCUACUUCCUCAGUCUCUGACCAGAAUGCAUGAUAAGGCUCGAUGUCAAAAAGGGCAAGAUUGGGCUCACAGCAAUUAUGGCAGAGGCAUACUAGUUUCCUUGACAACCAGAUUGAGGAUUCUUUGUGAUUUAUUAUUUGCCACUUCAGACUCUCUUUCUCUGAUUUAAUUAAGGAAAGGAAUUUCCGUAAGUCCCCUCCCUUCCAAAUCUGAGUACCCGUUACUAUUGUUAUGACUAGCCACAACCAUCCCAGACUGAUGCUGCUCUAAACUAGCUGCAAAUCAGACUCAGCAUUGAGCUUUUGAAAUUUCGGGCAGGUUGCUCAGACAGCAGCUAACUGAAAUUCAAUGAGUAUUAUGUUGGGUGAUGAUUUGUUAAUCUGCACUUACUACAAGGGAUAAUAGACAUCUGCACUCACCACCACCAUCCCACCCCCCCCCCCCCCCCCCCCCCCCCCCCGGGAUUUUUUCAAAGGCAAGGCACUUCAACAAGUGAUGCUAUUCUCCAUUAUCCUUAGAGCUGUAGAAAAGACAAAAUAGUAUUUGCAGGCACCAGUUUCUUCCCUUGUUUUGGUGCUAGGUGAUCUUUAAGGUACCUUCCAACCUAAGCCAUUCUAUAAUUCAUGUUAUUUUCUCCUUGAAGGCUUUAUUAGUGAUAGAUCAGCCACAACUGUGUACUCUAAAAGUGCACUUCUGAGGUUUCUUUAGUGUACCAGUUGCACACAUGUUCGAAACAUAAAUUCUCUUUUAAACACGGCUAAAGAUAGGGAGUAGUGUUAGUCUGAUCUAACAUCAUGUGUAUUCCAAGUAUGUGUUUUCCACAUUUAUAAAGCACUGGCUAAAUCAUCAUCUAGAGGGUCUAUUCUAAAUUUAGUAAUUUGAAAUAGAAUUUUGAACACAAUAAUUUAUGUAAUAGAGAUUUUUUUUUUUAUUCAAAUAUCAUUUGCAAAUCUGUGUCAUUAUAUUUCAAGACUGAGAUUGGGUCCUCCAAAGGGCAUUUUUUUCUUGAAGUACUUUCCUGGGUUGCAUAUUUUUUAUUUCGUAUUCAGCAUGAGGUGUCUGCUGCAUUUAAUAAAAUAAAAUGAAGGUCACAGAAGAUCACUAGUUUCUCCAUAAUGUUUCCCAGUAGAUGACUGGAAAAAAGGUAGCAAUUGAAAUGGAUUGAGGAUCCUCCAUGCAGACUAUAUAGAAAAUCUGUGUCACUCUUAAAUUAUAGGGAGGGAUUGUAGUUUAGUUUUCAUUGUGUUUAUUUUACGGUGACUGUUGUUUUUGCACCACCUCAGUCAUAAUUUCAAAAGUUUGUACGUGUUUUGUUGGCUUUAGUGCAGGGAGUUCCUGAAGUGAGUCAGUGGGUGUUGCUUAUCCUUUGGAUUGAACAUGAAGCUCAUUGAGUCCCUAAAAAGGCUUAGAGUGGCCCAAACAUAAGCUCACUAAUAUGCCUAGUCCUAGAUCACUAAUGUACCAGUGCCCAUUAGGCUCUUGAGGGAACUGACUACUGAAGAUUCUUACUUAAAAUGGAGUAGAAUAAUGAAGCUCAUUAAUGUAUUUUUCAUUAGAACAAGAAUAUUGAGUGUCCAGGUUAAAUUCUAAGAAAUCUAUCCCACAGGUUAAUGACAAAGCUCACAAUGACAUUAGUGGUGCAGGAUGAGAACUUAAUUGGUGUAAUUAAGAUUCUCCUUACCUAAAAUUCUGUUAUUUUCAAGUAGAUAAAAUAUUGUAAAAUGAAUACUAUGAAGAAUCAUAAAAUGUUGGGUCUCAACACCUCAUUCAGAGAUGAUAGCAGUUCAGUGGGAGAUAAUAUUAUUUCUGUAUUUUUUGUUUGAUUCAUAAAGUACCCUUGUCACCUUCUAGAGGCUUGUGCAUGUGAAAACCAUCUUUGUGAAAAGCAGGACUCUGCCUGGUUUUGCAGUUCCACGGUUUUCUGCAUUAAGUUUUUAAAGAUAACAUGGGCCUUGCAUUACUGAAGCUGAUAAGAAUCUGGACUUCAAAUUCAGUGGGGGCAGAGACUGAAUAGGCGCUAAAGCUGUGCUGAGGAAUUGUUUAGUCUCAUUGAGUAAAACUUACUUUGGAGUGGCGCAGACUUAGGAAAAAUAGUAUUUGUAAAAAAAAAAAAAAAAUACAGCUUCCUUACUAUGUGCUUUCAAGGGAGUCUGAACCCUCAAUUAUAAAUGACUAUGUCAGAAUGCCUAAUUUAAAUGGUUACCCUAACACCUGCUCAUUCUUGCCUCCUUUGGCCACCCCUAACCUUCUCCAUCCCUUCUUGGCAUCCCCAGAAGAUUAGCAACUCCCUCCUCGAUUACACUGUCAUCACAGCUGCUUUGAUCACACUCUCAGCUUGCUCUGGAAAUCAUCUUGAUUAAUAAAACUCAGCACUGUCAGAAAAACAACAGUGUGCGUGGCUUGACAAGUCAUGGAACCCUGGCAGGCAGCUGAAUGGGGCAGGGUAGGAGGCGUCAGCCCCCGGGACCUGCGGCCUCACUUCUGCCUCCCACCCGGCCAUUAGCUCGCCCACCAUCCCCUCGGACUUGCCAUAGCUACCCAUCUGUUUGUACGCCUAAAUUAUGUAUCGUGAGAAUGUGGUGCUUUCCAGAGGAAAGUGUUGUUUUGGUGUGGAGAAAAGUGAAGCAAUUGCAUCUUUUAUACUUCACAGCUGCCUCCUCCAGAAAUACUUGCUGUAGACGCUUAGGGAAAGAUGUUUUUAAAAUAGAACUGUGACCUGGUAUGGUGAAAGACUAUGUAGAAUGAAUUAAUUAUUGAGGAAAUUUGCCUUCCACAUCUGUAUUAACAGUGUAGUAGUUCUGCCUUGCUUGCUGUUGUUGAGCUUGAACAUUCUACUGUAUUUUUUUUCCCUUGGUCUGAUGCAAUUUUCCCAGUCCUUUCUUUUAUUAUUGGUCUUAUUAAGAUCAAUGAACAACACUGGAAACAUGGUCUUUCAGCUAUUAGAAGUGUACUUCUAAAUAGCAGUAAUUAGCAAAUGCAAAGUUUUCCUUUCUCUAGCGUGUUACAGUGUGUAUUCAUCCCUUUUGUGACUUUCUGAUGUAAAUAGCAUCAAUUAUGGAACUCUAUCACAUAAUUAGGGAAAUUAUUUACUUUCUGUCUUAGCACACAGAGGUUUCAGGGAUCCUGAUUUUUUUUCAUUUGUUUCAUUUGAGCACUCAUUAGAUAGUUCUCUUAAAAACUGAGGAAAUUUCUUGUUCUCAUAUUGUAACAGUUGUGGUAGAAGGGGGAAUGAAUUCUGGCAAUAAAAGCAGAACCCAAAUUCAGAAGUCCUGAAUUUGAGUCCAGGUGGAAUUUAGCCUUUCUGUCAAUGUAUCUCACUCAUCCUUUGUAUCUGUUUGCAAGAGGCCAAUGGAUAUGUAAUCCCUUUGUAGGUCAUUUGGACAGAAUUGCAGAGGUGCAUAUUUCCUUUAUUUAUCCAGGAGAUGGUACCUCUGUUGCCAUUAUUACUCCCUGCUGCGCAGGGAGCAUGGAAGAAAUGUGUAUGUGCCUUAAGACUUCUUAAAUCACCUUUUCAUUUGUAAACAAAUAGUUUCCCUUUCCUCAUGCAAUUUAUUAUUCAGAGGAUGCUUUCAAGUAUCUAUGCUGGAUUACUACAUUAUUCCUGGAAUUUGCCAGAACUUUAGGUAUAUUGUAAAAACUACACAUGGUAUAUCCCUCUUCUCUCUAUAAUAGUCUUUUAGAAAUCCACAAAUAUUUCAAAGAAGGUAAGGUCAGGAAGAAAGCCUUUCACUCUGACAGGCGUUUUCUGAGAUUGCUUGCUACUCUUGUCUCAUAUCUAUUUGGGGGAAUAUUUGAAGUGACGGCACAUUUACCUUCAAGUAGAUUUAUCGCAUUGUUCUACUUGCUUUCAAAAAGUAUGACUGUGUAUUUCGGGUUCUCAGUUUCAUCAGUGGGAUCUUGAGCCUUUGUUUCCGUGGACAUCUUUCUACUCCUGAGUCCUUGGUAACAUUUUAGAAGCUAUACUGAAUAAGAAGGGGUAUCGCUCUGCUCUUUGUAUACUCACAAGCAAUCCUUAAAUGUGAAGUGGCUUGCUGUCAUUAAAAUUAACCACAUAAUUUUCCCACUGUAAAUUAUACUGUGACAAUUGACUCCACCCCAUCAUUUUAUUGAAAUGAGAGAGUAUAUGAACUCUUACAUUGUGGCGUGGUUCCACUUCUAAUGUAUACAUAAUUCUGUUUGUAAACAAGAAAAUGCCCCCUUUAUAAUUUUACAACUACAGUCUCAGAUGUUAUCACACCUCAGCAUUUGUACUGUAUUUUUUAUUAAAUAUCUGAUAAUUGUUUAGGACUAUAUUUAUAUCUAAUAUUUUUAAACUGUUGCUUGUUAAAUAACACUGUCUUUAAAGUGACCCAAAAUGUAAGAGUUGAUCUAGUUCUCUGUAUUUUAUUGAGAUAAAAAGUUUUGAUUUUUCUGGCAGGUUAGGAUUAUAACCUACUUAGGAAUCACAACUAGGGUUAUCGCUGACACCACCAUGUCAUCUGGAAUGAUUCAGAUUUCACUCAUGUGCUUAUUCCCAAAGAACUGGUUAAACUCUGCAUGUUUCUAUCAACUUCUGGGGUGAUGAGGCUUUGGGUUUCUUCAAAAUGGAAAAGAGAAAGACCAAAAGUAUGUCGUAUUUGUGAGCUGUUCACUAUUAAUACUACUGAUGGAAAUCCUAGCCCUUUCUUCCUCUUCACCCACCCUCCCUCAACAGAUGGUUCCCAAUAAAAAAAAUGAUUGAGAUAAAGGGAAAUACAAAUUGUUGUCCAAAUACAUUUUUAUAGAAAAUAAAAGAAUAUUUAUUUUUAUUCAGCUACCAACGUCCUGUGCAGGGGAGGAAGUAAUUCAAUGGGAAAUCCUGUUGACACGACAUUUCUGACACAUCACCCUUUGUGUAUCGUACCUCCUUGUUUCAGAGCUUGUUUCUAAUUCAGAAGCUUCUCCUUCCUGACAGGUGGUAUGCUCAGUUAGUUCACAGUUGGUAAACUGGAGAUAACCUCCAGGAGGGGGAUUUACGGAGACCAUGGGACUUAUUUGCCUGGAGAAAUUUUGAAGAUGCAGUGAGAAAGAAAAGGGUAGUGCUUUCUGUGAGCUGGCUAAGUACCAAGUAUGUGUGAUGUGAAGGAAAAAAGGAAGGAGAUUCUUAAAGCCUGAGAACAGACAUCUGGCUGGCAAAAGAAAAGAAAUAUCAUUGACAGAUGAAUACCAUUUCAAACUGGAAUAAUUUUAGAUCAAGAGGGCAAAGUUUUGCUCUCACACAUGGAGCUCCCCUUGAAAGGGAUGGGAAAGGUGUGUGCAUUUGAGAAUAAAAUUUGGUUAUAAGUGAGAACUGAACAACAUGCAUAUUUUUACACUAGAUAUUUAGACUUUAAUGUUUAGAUCACAUGGCUUCCAUCUGCCAUAUGUAGGCAUUGCUAACAUACUGCCAGGGACCAGGCUCUGGUUUGGUGACUUUCAUUAAAGGAAUUAGUAGUUUCUAUCCAGUUUGUGUGGUGGGAUUCAAAGUGCAGAAGCCCAGUUUCACAGUUUAGCAUUAAUUAGCACUCUUGUGGCAGCCUCAGCAGGGAGGAGAAGGAUUAAAUGGGCAUGAAGACCAAACUAUCUCUUUUCCCAUAGUGGUGAUUCCUUCAAAAUAGAGUUAAGAUGUGAUGGACUAAAAUGGGGAAGCUUGCCCAGCUGCUGCCUGGGCUGUUCUUGUUCUGGGUGAUUGAAGGACUUCAGUCUGCAGUUCUGUCAAUGUAGCACUCUUUUCUCUCCUGCUCUUAAAAAGAAAAAACAAAAACCUCAAACCACAGAAAACCACCACCACCAAAAAGGGAAGGAAAAAAAAAUAAAAGCAACUUAGAGAGUCACGUUCUCACCCUCUGAAUGAGGGAUGAGAGCCGUUUGGGAAAAUUUAAAUGAGAUCUUUGCCAACCACGUACAGGAAGGAUCGACACAUUAAAAAGCUAAGAUGCUGCUGCUAACUUGUGAUUUUGCUGAAUCAUUCAACAAGGUGCAGAAGGCAGGUUUCAGUCGAGCAGCACUACCGUUUGGUUUGGUUAGGAGAGAGCUCUCUUGUGAAGGCUACUCCAUUGACCUCCGGUGUCCAGGAAGUGAUGUUAUUAUGAUAGAAAGUGCUAACUAUGGACGGACAGAUGACAAGAUUUGUGAUGCUGACCCUUUCCAGAUGGAGAACACUGAAUGCUUCCUUCCAGAUGCCUACAAAAUUAUGACACAAAGGUGCAACAACCGAACACAGUGUAUAGUAGUUACUGGGUCAGAUGUGUUUCCUGAUCCUUGUCCUGGAACAUACAAGUAUCUAGAAGUUCAAUAUGAAUGUGUUCCUUACAAAGUGGAGCAAAAAGUUUUUGUUUGCCCUGGAACGUUGAAAGCAAUUGUGGACUCACCGUAUUUAUAUGAAGCUGAACAAAAAGCAGGUGCUUGGUGCAAAGAUCCUCUUCAGGCUGCAGAUAAAAUAUACUUCAUGCCAUGGACUCCAUAUCGCACUGAUACUUUGAUAGAAUAUGCUUCUUUGGAGGACUUCCAAAAUGGACGCCAGCAGACAACUUAUAAACUCCCAAAUCGAGUGGAUGGUACUGGAUUUGUAGUGUAUGAUGGCGCUGUGUUUUUUAACAAGGAAAGAACUAGGAACAUAGUAAAAUUUGACUUGAGGACUAGAAUUAAGAGUGGAGAGGCCAUAAUCAAUUAUGCUAAUUACCAUGAUACUUCUCCAUAUCGAUGGGGAGGAAAGACCGACAUUGACUUGGCAGUUGAUGAAAAUGGCUUAUGGGUAAUUUAUGCUACGGAGCAGAACAACGGGAUGAUAGUAAUUAGUCAGCUGAACCCCUACACCCUACGUUUUGAAGCAACCUGGGAGACAACAUACGACAAACGGGCAGCAUCCAAUGCAUUUAUGAUAUGUGGUGUCUUGUACGUUGUCCGGUCAGUGUAUCAGGACAAUGAGAGCGAGACGGGCAGGAACGCCAUCGAUUACAUCUAUAACACCAGGUUGAGCAGAGGAGAGCACGUGGAUGUUCCUUUCCCCAACCAGUACCAGUACAUCGCUGCAGUGGAUUACAACCCCAGAGACAACCAGCUCUAUGUGUGGAAUAACAACUUCAUUCUCCGAUAUUCUUUGGAAUUUGGCCCACCUGAUCCUGCCCAAGUGCCUACUACAGCAGUGACAAUAACAUCUUCAGCAGAGCUAUACAAAACCACAGCUUCCACCACUAGCACUACGUCACAGAAAGGUCCCGUAAGCACAACAUUAGCUGGAGGAACAAAGGAAGGAAGCAGAGGACCCAAGCCACCACCACCCAUUUCUACAACCAAAAUUCCCCCUGUGACGAGUUUUUUCCCUUUGCCAGAAAGAUUCUGUGAACCGACUGAGGCCAGGGGGAUUAGCUGGCCUCAGACACAAAGAGGAAUGAUGGUUGAACGGCCUUGUCCCAAAGGAACACGAGGAACUGCCUCGUAUCUGUGUGUGGUUUUAACGGGAACAUGGAACCCCAAAGGCCCUGAUCUUAGCAACUGCACCUCACACUGGGUAAAUCAGCUGGCUCAGAAGAUCAGAAGUGGAGAAAAUGCUGCUAGUCUGGCCAAUGAACUGGCUAAACACACCAAAGGACCAGUCUUCGCUGGCGAUGUUAGCUCAUCAGUGAGGCUGAUGGAGCAGCUCGUGGACAUUUUGGAUGCUCAGCUGCAGGAACUGCGACCCAGUGAAAAAGAUUCUGCUGGAAGGAGUUAUAACAAGCUCCAAAAACGAGAGAAGACAUGCAGGGCUUACCUUAAGGCAAUUGUUGACACAGUGGACAACCUGCUCAGGCCUGAAGCUCUGGAGUCCUGGAAAGACAUGAAUUCUUCAGAACAAGCCCAUGCAGCCACAAUGCUACUUGAUACAUUAGAAGAAGGGGCUUUUGUCUUGGCUGAUAAUCUCUUAGAACCAACCAGAGUCUCAAUGCCCACAGAAAAUAUCGUUUUGGAUGUUGCAGUGCUCAUUACUGAGGGCCAGGUGCAGGACUUGAAAUUUCCUCAGGGCAGUAAAGGAGGCAACUCGAUUCAGCUCUCUGCAAGCACUGUGAAACAGAACAGCAGAAAUGGGCUAGCAAAACUGGUUUUCAUCAUUUACAAAAGUCUGGGGCGUUUUCUUAGCACGGAAAAUGCAACCAUAAAGCUGGGCAGUGAUUUUGCUGGUCGGAACAGUACAAUUGCAGUCAACUCCCAUGUCAUUGCAGCCUCUAUCAACAAGGAGUCUAGCCGGGUGUACCUGACUGAUCCUGUGUAUUUUACUCUGGAACACAUUGAUCCUGACAAUUAUUUCAAUGCAAAUUGUUCCUUCUGGAACUACUCCGAGAGGACUAUGAUGGGAUACUGGUCAACUCAAGGCUGCAAAUUGGUUGACACAAAUAAAACUCAUACAACGUGUGCUUGCAGUCACCUCACCAACUUUGCAAUUCUUAUGGCUCAUCGGGAAAUUGUGUACAAAGAUGGAGUACACGAAUUGCUCCUCACUGUCAUCACCUGGGUGGGAAUUGUCAUCUCUCUUGUUUGCCUGGCCAUCUGCAUCUUCACAUUCUGUUUUUUCCGUGGCCUACAAAGUGAUCGUAACACUAUUCACAAGAACCUUUGUAUCAACCUAUUCAUUGCUGAGUUCAUUUUCCUAAUAGGCAUCGAUAAGACAGAGUACAAGAUUGCAUGUCCAAUAUUUGCAGGUCUCUUACACUUUUUCUUCCUGGCAGCCUUUGCCUGGAUGUGUCUAGAAGGAGUGCAGCUUUAUCUAAUGCUAGUAGAAGUAUUUGAAAGUGAAUAUUCUAGGAAGAAGUACUAUUAUGUUGCUGGCUACCUCUUCCCUGCUACAGUAGUUGGUGUCUCAGCAGCUAUUGACUAUAAGAGCUAUGGAACAGAGAAAGCUUGCUGGCUCCAUGUAGAUAACUAUUUUAUAUGGAGUUUCAUUGGGCCUGUUACCUUUAUUAUUCUGCUGAAUCUUAUCUUCUUGGUGAUCACAUUGUGCAAAAUGGUGAAGCACUCAAACACUUUGAAACCAGACUCUAGCAGGUUGGAAAACAUUAAUAAUUACCGUGUUUGUGAUGGCUACUAUAAUACGGACUUACCUGGCUAUGAAGAUAAUAAGCCAUUUAUCAAAUCCUGGGUCCUGGGUGCAUUUGCUCUCCUGUGUCUUCUUGGCCUAACGUGGUCAUUUGGCCUGCUGUUUAUCAAUGAGGGAACAGUUGUGAUGACGUAUCUCUUCACAGUAUUUAAUGCUUUCCAAGGAAUGUUUAUUUUCAUCUUUCAUUGUGCCCUUCAAAAGAAAGUACGUAAGGAAUACGGCAAAUGCUUCCGACAUUCCUACUGCUGUGGUGGACUACCAACUGAGAGUCCUCACAGUUCAGUGAAGGCAUCAACAACAAGAACUAGUGCUCGCUAUUCCUCUGGUACUCAGAGUCGUAUAAGGAGGAUGUGGAAUGACACUGUGAGAAAACAAUCUGAAUCUUCUUUUAUCUCAGGUGACAUCAACAGCACUUCAACACUUAAUCAAGGAAUGACUGGCAAUUACCUACUAACAAACCCUCUUCUUCGACCACACGGCACUAACAACCCCUAUAACACAUUGCUCGCUGAAACUGUUGUAUGUAAUGCCCCUUCAGCUCCUGUGUUUAACUCACCAGGACAUUCACUGAACAAUGCCAGGGAUACAAGUGCCAUGGAUACUCUACCGCUAAAUGGUAAUUUCAACAACAGCUACUCAUUGCGCAACGGUGACUAUAACGACAGUGUGCAAGUUGUAGACUGUGGACUAAGCCUGAAUGAUACUGCUUUUGAGAAAAUGAUCAUUUCAGAAUUAGUGCACAACAACCUGCGGGGCAGCAGCAAGAACCACAACCUGGAGCGCACGCUGCCAGCCAAGGCUGUGAUCGGCGGGAGCAGCAGCGAAGAUGACGCCAUCGUGGCAGAUGCCUCGUCUUUGAUGCACAGCGACACCCCUGGGCUGGAGCUGCACCACAAAGAGCUCGAGGCCCCACUUAUUCCCCAGCGGACUCACUCCCUUCUGUACCAGCCCCAGAAGAAAGUGAAGACUGAGGGAACCGACAGCUACGUCUCACAGCUGACAGCCGAGGCUGACGACCACCUCCAGUCCCCCAACAGAGACUCUCUUUACACAAGCAUGCCCAACCUCAGAGACUCUCCGUACCCAGAGAGCAGCCCCGAUGUUGAAGAAGAUCUCUCUCCUUCCAGGAGGAGUGAAAACGAGGACAUUUACUACAAGAGCAUGCCAAAUCUAGGAGCUGGCCAUCAGCUUCAGAUGUACUAUCAAAUCAGCAGGGGUAAUAGCGACGGCUAUAUAAUUCCCAUUAACAAGGAAGGAUGUAUUCCAGAAGGAGAUGUUAGAGAAGGACAAAUGCAACUAGUGACAAGCCUUUAAUAGUGUAGCAAAGAAAUAUUAAAGGCCACGUACAAGUAUUAAAAAGACUUAAUCAGCCCUGUGCAGGCUCCCUCGUAUCUGCUUGAAGAGACAAUUCUGUUGACCCUGUGGUUCUCCUCUGUAAUGGGGAUGACUGGACCUCGCAGUUCUGUGAAUUUUUAUAAAACAAAAACUUUGUAUAUACACAGAGUAUACUAAAAUGAAUUAUUUGUUACAAAGAAAAGAAAUACCAACAAGGUAUUUUAAGAUAUCUUCUGCUGCUGAAUUUAACAAAAUUGUGAAAAAAGAAAUAAAACACUUUCCAGCCAUUUUACUGCAGCAGUUUGUGAACUAAAUUUGUAAAUAUGGCUGCACCAUUUUUUUUUUUCUAGGCCUACAUUGUAUUAUAUACAAGGCGUAGGCUCUAAAAUCCUGUGGGACAAAUUUACUGUACCUUACUAUUCCUGACAAGACUUGCAAAAGCAGGAGAGAUAUUCUGCAUCAGUUUGCAGUUCACUGCAAAUCUUUUCCAUUAAGGCAAAGAUUGAAUACAUGUCUAACCACUAGCAAUCAAGCCACAGGCCUUAUUUCAUAUAUUUCCUCAACUGUACAAUGAACCGUUCUCAUGAAAAAAUGGCUAAAGAAAUUAUAUUUUGUUCUAUUGCUAGGGUAAAAUAAAUACAUUUGUGUCCAACUGAAAUAUAACUGUCAUUAAAAAUAAUUUUAAGAGUUUGAAGAAAAUAUUGUGAAACGCUCUUGGUUGCACAUAUGUUAUAAGCUGUUUUUCUUACACUCUGUUCAUAGUACAGUAGUAUGUUUAAAAUGCAAGUUCUGCCCGUUUUUCACUUAUUUUUCACUGUAAACAGUGUUCUGCUUUGACAAGUUAGGUUUUAUUCUUUUUUUUUUUUUUUUUUUUAAUUCUUAUUGCCAAAAACAUAAUUCGGGGAGAAAAUUGUUUUAGAAGCCAAUUAUGCCAAGCCUUGCACAAAUUUGGUAUAGCUAACAAAGAUUGUAACUCAAUUCCCUGUUCAUUCUUAAUCAGGGUUGGGCGGUAAGGGGCAAAGGGGACACUGGACACUUCUCACAAACUUCCUCGUGAAUAAAAGGUGCCUGUCCUUUAAAAAAUAAAUAAAACAUAACUAUUACUCUUCCAUAUUCCUUCUGCCUAUAUUUAGUAAUUAAUUUAUUUUAUGAUAAAAAUCUAAUGAAAUGUAAAUUGUUUCAACUAAAUUCUGCUUUUUUCAUCCCUUUGUGUAAACUUGUUAAUAAUGAGCCCAUCACUAAUAUCCAGUGUAAAGUUUAACACCUGUUUGACAGUAAAUAAAUGUGAAUUUUUUUCCAAAUAGA